UGCGCGAGGAGGUGGGGGAAGGGGGCGGGGCUACCUCAGGUCCCGCCCGUGGCGCGGCCUGUGGGCUGCGAGGAGGAGCCUUGCCUAACUUGCAGGCAGCGCAGGGCAGACGGCGGCAGGAGAAGCGGUCGUGGGCAGGAUGAAUGCAGGCUCAGAUCCCGUGGUCAUCGUCUCGGCGGCGCGGACCAUCAUAGGUACCUUCAAUGGUGCCUUAGCUACUGUUCCUGUCCAGGACCUGGGCUCCACUGUCAUCAAAGAAGUCUUGAAGAGGGCCACUGUGGUUCCAGAAGAUGUGUCUGAGGUCAUCUUUGGACAUGUUUUGGCAGCAGGCUGUGGGCAGAAUCCUGUUAGACAAGCCAGUGUGGGUGCAGGAAUUCCCUACUCUGUGCCAGCGUGGAGCUGCCAGAUGAUCUGUGGGUCCGGCCUGAAAGCUGUGUGCCUUGCAGCCCAGUCAAUUGGGAUAGGAGACUCCAGCAUCGUGGUGGCCGGAGGCAUGGAAAACAUGAGCAAGGCUCCUCACUUGGCUCACUUGAGAACAGGAGUAAAGAUAGGUGAGAUGCUGCUGACUGACAGUAUACUCUGUGAUGGUCUUACAGAUGCAUUUCACAACUAUCAUAUGGGUAUUACAGCUGAAAAUGUAGCCAAAAAAUGGCAAGUGAGUAGAGAAGAUCAGGACAAGGUUGCAGUUCUGUCCCAGAAUAGGACAGAGAAUGCACAGAAAGCUGGCCAUUUUGACAAAGAGAUUGUACCAGUUUUGGUGUCAUCUGGAAAAGGUCUUAUUGAAGUUAAAACAGAUGAGUUUCCUCGCCAUGGGAGCAACAUAGAAGCCAUGUCCAAGCUAAAGCCUUACUUUCUUACCGAUGGAACGGGAACCGUCACCCCAGCCAAUGCUUCAGGAAUGAAUGAUGGUGCUGCAGCUGUGGUUCUUAUGAAGAAGUCAGAAGCUGAUAAACGUGGGCUUACACCUUUAGCACAGAUAGUUUCCUGGUCCCAAGUGGGUGUGGAGCCUUCCAUUAUGGGAAUAGGACCAAUUCCAGCCAUAAAGCAAGCUGUUACAAAAGCAGGUUGGUCACUGGAGGAUGUUGAUGUAUUUGAAAUCAAUGAAGCCUUUGCAGCCCUCUCUGUUGCAAUAGUUAAAGAACUUGGAUUAAACCCAGAGAAGGUCAACAUUGAAGGAGGGGCUAUAGCCUUGGGCCACCCUCUUGGAGCAUCUGGCUGUCGAAUUCUUGUGACCCUGUUACAUACACUGGAGAGAACAGGCGGAAGUCGUGGUGUUGCGGCCCUGUGCAUUGGGGGUGGGAUGGGAAUAGCAAUGUGUGUUCAGAGAGGAUGAAUUGCUUCAACUUUGAACAACCUCAAUUUCUUUUUAAACUAAGAAAGUACUAGGUUGUUAUAUGUGAAAUCAAGGACCAAAACACAGAUGGAAACCAUUUCCUACAUCACAAAAAGCCAAAUUUACAGCUUCUUGUACUUUAAUGUUUAACUCAAGGUACAAGACACUUGCAUUUAACAUUGUUAUAAAUAAAGAGACAUCAGAUCAAUCAUUAA
Molecule: messenger RNA, 1548 nt
Organism: Piliocolobus tephrosceles (Ugandan red Colobus)
Lineage: Eukaryota; Metazoa; Chordata; Mammalia; Primates; Cercopithecidae
Gene: ACAT2
Product: acetyl-CoA acetyltransferase 2
Exons: 9
Coding region: 140-1333 (397 amino acids)
Molecular function (GO): acyltransferase activity, transferring groups other than amino-acyl groups
Source: RefSeq, a predicted model, not a curated record